Messenger RNA from Capsicum annuum, 1374 nucleotides. RefSeq names its product putative disease resistance RPP13-like protein 1. The transcript has a single exon. Gene Ontology annotation, molecular function: ADP binding. Lineage: Eukaryota; Viridiplantae; Streptophyta; Magnoliopsida; Solanales; Solanaceae. The annotation marks the transcript as partial. Gene Ontology annotation, biological process: defense response to other organism. The record is from RefSeq and is a predicted model, not a curated record.
UACCUUUGUUUUGCUUUGUAGAUUUCAGAAAUGGAGAUUGGCUUAGCAGUUGGUAGUGCAGUUGGUGGUGCAUUUCUUAAUGUUUUCUUUGAUAGGCUUGCUCCUCGGGUUGGGCUGCUCAAGAUGUUUCAGAAGCAUAAGCAUGAUGAUGGGCUUUUAGAGAAGUUGGAGGACAUUUUGCUUUGCCUUCAGAUUGUGCUAAGUGAUGCAGAGAAUAAGCAGGCAUCAAAUCCAAUCGUGAGGAAGUGGUUGAAUAAGCUUCAGAUUGCUGUGGACGGCGCUGAAAACCUGUUGGAAGAAGUCAAUUAUGAGGCUUUGAGGCUUAAGGUGGAAGGUCAGCAUCAAAAUCUUGCAGAAACAAGUAACCAGCAAGUAAGUGACCUCAACCUGAGCUUGAGUGAUGAUUUCUUUCUUAACAUAGAAGAGAAGUUGGAAGACACCAUUAGAAAACUGGAGGUGUUGGAAAAGCAAAUCGGUCGCCUUGGCUUACAGAAGCAUUUCAGUUCGGGUAAAAAAAUAGAAACUAGAUCACCUUCAACUUCUGUGGUUGAAUCUGAUGUCUUUGGUAGGCAGAAUGAAAUAGAGCGAUUGAUUGACCUUUUAACGUCUAAGGAGGCAAGUGAAAAAAAUCUGACUGUUCUCCCUAUUGUUGGAAUGGGGGGCAUGGGUAAGACAACACUAGCUCAAGUGGUUUACAAUUAUAAGAAGGUGACAGAUCAUUUUGAUUUGAAAGGUUGGUUUUGUGUUUCUGAGGCAUAUGAUGCUUCAAGAAUAACAAAAGCCUUACUUCAAGAAAUUGGCUCAUUUGACUUGAAGGUUGAUGACAAUCUUAAUCAGCUACAAGUCAAAUUGAAGGAAAGAUUAAAUGGAAAAAGGUUUCUCAUUGUUCUGGAUGAUAUGUGGAAUGAAAACUACAGAGAGUGGAAUGACUUGAGGAAUAUUUUUGUUCAAGGAGGUAUUGGAAGUAAGAUCAUUGUGACGACACGUAAAAAGAGUGUUGCCUUGAUGAUGCGAGCUGAGCAAAUUAGCAUGGACACUUUAUCUAUUGAUGACUCUUGGUCUUUAUUUAAAAGACAUGCAUUUGAAAACAUGGAUCCUAUGGGACAUCCAGAACUUGAAGAGGUCGGAAAACGAAUUGCAGCUAAGUGCAAAGGACUGCCCUUAGCUCUGAAGACGCUCGCUGGCAUGUUACGCUCCGAAUCAGAGGUUGAAGGGUGGAAACGUAUUUUGAGAAGUGAAAUAUGGGACCUGUCAAACAAUGACAUAUUGCCAGCGUUGAUGUUGAGCUACAAUGAACUUCCCCCACAUCUAAAGCCAUGUUUUUCCUAUUGUGCAAUAUUUCCUAAAGAUUAUCCAUUCAGGAAAGAACAAGUU